Molecule: messenger RNA, 10071 nt
Organism: Lymnaea stagnalis (great pond snail)
Lineage: Eukaryota; Metazoa; Mollusca; Gastropoda; Lymnaeidae
Source: the annotation of a GenBank genome assembly
GUCGGGAGAUAAAUAACAGGUUAAGAAAUAUAACUUUUUGAGUUGUACUUGAAGGCGACCAAAGUUAUCAAAUUGUGUAAAUAGUCUACGGUGGUGGUUGAUCCAAAUUGCAAAAGACAUAAAGACAUGGCAAAACUAUAUUACUUUAACGGCCGCGGUUUAGGUGAGAUGGUAAGAUUAACACUGGCUGCAGGAGGCAUACAAGUAAGCAUUUGUUAAUAGUGAAUGAUUGUUUGUACCGAUUGGUCAUUGGUUGGUCGGGCCAACUCCCCUCUUAUUCGAACAAAAAGAUGGUAUUUAAAUUUAAAAAAUAAUUUUAAUGAAUUUCCAUAAGGUAAAAAUGUGUUUUUGUACCAAGUUUUUAAUUUCUUUCACAAGAAAUAAUUAAUCGCGCUAUAACAAAUAAAUAACCACCACCCACCCUCUACAUUUUCUAUUUUUAGUUAAAUAAUGGACUACACAUACAGACCUACUACAACCCGCCAACGUGAGUCAUGGCCAAACCCCACCCCCCACUCCACCCCCACCACACACCGCUCUUUGGGCCAAAAAAAAAUGGAAAAAAAAGAAUAUUUGGAAUUUUUGUUUAGGAUACAUUUUUAGUAUAUUUAUUUUAAUAAGUUUGUCAGAAACAUAGCUAAUUUAACAAAUCAGAAUUAUUAUUAUGUAGGCCUACAGUCCUAACCCUAACAAUGAAUCAGAAUUAUUAUUAUGUACAGCAUCUUUUCACAAUUCACUUGAAGUUUUUUUCCUCAAAAUUAAGGGAUAUUUUGAUGAAAUCCCACAACAUAUUUGGUUUUCGAUUAUAAUUAUAUAUUUAAAUUUUCUUAAACAAUUUGAGGUGCUUGGAGAAGAUGUAUUUUGGGGUUUAGUCAUAGAGUGAUGGGCCAGGCAUGUUGGGGAGGUGAAGAUAUUCUAAGUUUAAGGCCUGGAAUUUUUUAAGGGAAACUUAGAUGUAGGGUAGGGAUAGUGUGGGAGAGAGUAGAGUGUAUUGUUAAGUGGGAUGUGGAUGUGAAGGGUGGAUUAGAUGUUACAUGAGGUUGAUGAAUAUUGGGGAGGUUUAAAAAUGACAAGAAUCUCUAUGGGUGUUGUGGAAAUAAUGGUAGAGGGUGGAAUUGCAUAAUUACAAAGUUUUCAUCACUAGAAAACACUUAACAUUAGGAAAAAAUUCUGAGGAAAUAUGUAAAUUAUUUAAAUACAGCAUGAUGCACACAAAAAAGAUAUCAUUAUACUGAAAUAUUGCAAAAUAAACACAAUAUUGUUCAUAUUCAUCAUUGCCAAUCAUGAUAGACUUCCUUGCCCUGAUCACUCAUUCAUUAAAAUGCUAAAACACGUCUGAGAGAGCUGCAUGGGCUGCCAGUCCGCGCUCGCAUAGAGUACAAAAUUGCAACUUUGUGCUACCGCUGCUUGCAUGACCUGAUACUGUCCUAUCUCAAAGCGCUCAUGGCGCCAUAUCACUCCAUUCAUCCGAUAAAGGCAAACUUUGGAUACCGCAAGUCUGCCUUGAGACCUACAAAAGACGCACUUUUGCUUUUGCUGGCCCAAGAAUCUGGAUCGGCCUUCCUGUCGCUAUCAGAAACAGCCGGACACUGCAGUCUUUCAAAACUGAGUUGAAAACACAUCUUUUUCGCACUGACCUGCUGGAGUGAUGUAGUCUACCUCCUUGUUUCCAAAGAGCUUGCUCAUAUUCCUCAAUGUAUAUUGGCUUGUAUUGUCCAUUGGCUUGUAUAUAGAUUUUAUUGCGCUUCGAGCCUUAAUUAGGGAUGAAGCGUGUUUUUGAAAUGAACUUUAUUAUCAUUAUUUAUUAUUAUUGCACUUAUGCAAUGGUCACAGCUAAAAAAAUUUAAGCAUUGCAUCAAAUAAACAAUAUAGAGAAAAAAAAUUAUUGCUAGUAUUUUAUUCUGUUAAAAUCAUGAAUAUUAAUUUAGCAGAAUCCUCUGUAAUUUUUUAACCCCCUUGAAACAUUUCUACUAAAAAAAGGACUGUACCUGUCCUACAACAGACUAGAGAUUGGGCAACACUGUCUAAGAUAUGUUAGGUCUAAAUAUGUUCUUAUUUGAACAUUCAUCUUCAUAUUUUGUGUUUGUGUCUUAAUUGCAGGAUUUAUUAUUAAAGUAUGAUUACUAUGAAUAUUAAUUUCUUUAAAAUUCAAAGAAUGGAUAUAUUUUAACAACUGCAAUCUCUGCAAACUUUAAAUAACAAAUAAAAACUUUUAACUUGGUCUUUGUUAGUUAAAGAUCUCACCUUAUUGUUAGCUAUAAAAAAAUUUGACUCAGCAUUUCUUAGUUCUCUGGCUCUGACAGUAAAAACAUUUGUUCUGAUGUUUUGUAUUUAUAUAUUGAAUUCAUGUCUGGAAAUUAAUUCAUGAUUAUUAUAUAAAAGAGCCUUUCCAUGUAUAACAAAUAAAACGUGAAUAGCAUUAUUCAAAUAUUAAAUUUUUUUGUAACAUGAAUAGUUGAACUGCUGUGUGGCAACUAAGACACAUUUCAAUCUUUAUCACAAUCAUCAGUUUAAUUGAUAAUUUAACAAUCUGUCCUCAAUAUUUUAGUCAGAUAUGUUCAGUUUCUCUCACAUUAUGAAUUAUCCGUUGCUGUUAUGUAUUAACAUUUAUGCAGAGAGCUAAAACUAAUAUAAUUUAUUUUAACUUAUAAUAAAACUCUUCAGUUUACAGAAGAGUUUGUUACUGAACGGGAGCAGUUUCUAAAGUUGAUUGAGGGUAAGUAUCGAGGUCAUUAGACCCAAGCUAUUAAUUCUCUGAUCCAUUAACAGCUGUCAAGCUUCACGCAAAUGCAUACUUGACAAAUAGUUGCAGUUCAUUAAGCUGUUUUUUGCUUGACCCAAUAGAUUUUUUUCAAGCUUGCUAUUUUAUUAUCCACAUUAAAAAACCUUCAAGAACUUUCUGUUGAAAUCUAAUUCAAUAUGUAUGCAUUUGCUUUAGCUAAGGGUAGUAAGGAGGUAAAGCAUUGGCUUCAUAAAAUUAGUUCUUUUAUCAAACUUUUUCUACCUCUUUUUAUUUAACUUGGCUUGUAAGUUUAUUAGUUCUGGUUGGAUUUCUAUGAGUCCCUAUUUCUUUAAGUUCCUGACUUACCAGAGAGGUGAAGUCUUAUACACAGCUUAGUCUCUUGGUAUACUUUGAUGACAAUGUAUUAAGUGUUCACUACCCUUUUCUGAACAUAUGAUGAAAUAUUGCUAACAUCAAACAAGACAAACAACCUUUGGAACAAACUUGCAUUUUCAGAAUAUGCAAGUUGUGUCUCUUUAAAAGGGUUGUUCAGUCAUAAGCUUUCAAAACUAUGUGCAAUAGAAUGCCUUGGGAGAAAUGUAGAGAUUUUGAGAGCUUCCUGAUCAAAGCAUUUUAUACCAAUAAAAUACUUUUAUUUUCAUAAAAAAGGGCUCUAAAAAAAAAAAGACGUUUUUGACUUUAGUUUUAAUUUUUAUUGUAGAUGGCAAGUUACUGUUUAAACAGAUGCCUCUUUUGGAGAUUGAUGGCAAACAGAUAGUGCAAAGCAAAGCCAUUGUUCGCUAUCUUGGCAAAAAAACAGGACUUCAAGGGAAAAAUGAUGAUGAAGCUUUGUUGUAGGUCAAAAUUUAAAUAUUUGAAUUUAGAAUUUUUGUAUUUAUUAUACUUAUCAAUAUCUAUUCAACAAGCUUUUGAACUCAUUAUAAUUUCUGUUGCUGAUUAAAAAAUCUUCCAAAUUAAUGAAAAUGCAUGGAUGAAGAUAGAAUGAACUGUCCAGUUUAACACCAUAAUGAUAUUCACUCCAUGUCCUAUAUGUAAUUUUUUUCUGUAUCAUUAAUCAGUGGAAUUUUCUAAAUGUAUAUUACGCAUUAUUUGGUCAAUUUAUGUGCUCGUCUUGAAAUCCCAUGAAAAUUUAAUAUUUCUUUAUUCUCAUAAAAAAUUAUAAGUUUUCACACAAAUAAGUUAGUUCACGUUAACUAACUCAGCUGAAAUAUCAGACUGAAUUAAGUUGUUUUUUUCUUUUUGUGGAGGAAAAUUAAUUACAUGCAUGUACUAUAGGAUCUUUAUUUAUUACUAAGAAUUUUUGUUUAUACACCUGAAAAAUUACAAGCUUAUGUUCUGCUGUUCAGGGUUGAUCAGUUCUUUGAAGGAGGUCGAGAUUUUAUGACGCCAGCAAUGAUGAUAGGAAUUUCACCAGAAGAUGAGGCCCUUGCCACAAUCAAGAAAACAGUCCUGCCAAAAUAUUUACCUAUUUUUGAAAAGGUUUGUCUCUAUUUGAGCACUACUCUCAUUUGUAGAAAUAAUAAUUCUGAGCCACUGGUUGUAGACUUAAAAAAUGGAAAGUGAAUUAAGAAUAUCAUAGAAAAUUAUUUUUUUGUGGGGGCUGCUUUAAAAGGCAGGGGCAGAAAGGUUUUUGUUUGAUGUGAGAGAAAAUAGGUUGGUCUUUGUUUUUUUGUUUGUUUUUUUAUUAAAGUGUGUGUAUAAAUUAGAUUAUAAACAUUUUAUAACUGUUUUAGAUAACAUUUUGAUUUAUUGGGGGGGGGGUGGGGGGGGGGGGGGGUGCUCAUCAAAUAUUUCCCAUAUAGAAUUAAUCUUACCUUUGUUAAUGGUUUUUUUAUCAAACUUUAUUGUAAAAUUCCAGAAGUAGGCCCUUAUCUGUUUUAGUUGACAUCUUUUUUUUACUUUGGAAAAUCAUAUUAACAUGCUUUGCAAGGCAAUUUUCCUAGAGUGCGCAGGAUUAGUCAUAUCAGACCUUUCUUAACAUUAGAUGCAUCGAAGAGGCUGAUGUCUGCAUUUGUGUUAUCAUGUAUGGACUACUGCAAUGCUCUCAUGGUGGGUCUUCCAGCUACGCUCCUGGAUAAAAUUUAAAGAGCACAGAAUAAUGCGGCUCGCAUUGUUCUUCACAAACACAAAUUCGACCAUGCUAAAACACUUCUGAGAGAGCUGCACUGGCUGACGGUCCGCGCUCGCAUAGAGUACAAAAUUGCACCCACUAAAAAUGUAUUCACUAGAGAGCUCCACUCAUCCAAUAGUGGCAAAAUAUCGAUACCGUGUGUUCGCCUUGAGACUUACAAAAAGUGCACUUUUGCAUUUGCCGGCCCAACAAUUUGGAACGCCCUUCCAGUCGCUCUCAGAAACAGCCAGACACUAGAGUCCUUUAAAACCGAUUUAAAAACACAUCUAUUUCUCAAACACCUUCUGGAGUGAUGCUAUCUACCAUCUUUUUCAGUUAAUGUAUAUUGGCCUGUGUUGCUUAUGGUUGAAACGGGAUGAGAGAUUUUUUUAUGCUUGUAUGUAGUUUUAUAUGCUCGUAUGUAGUUUUAUAUUGUUGGGUCUGUUUUUUAAAUGUUGUAAAUUUCAGAUUGUUUUUAUUUCUCUUUAUAAUAUGGUUGACUUUGUACCGCCCUUCGAGCUUUUGGGGAUGAAGCAUGUUUUUUUAAAUAAACUUUAUUAUUAUCUUAUUUUGCCAUUUUAUAUCAUUUUAAGUUAAUUUUGGAAGAGGGAGCCCCUUUCAAAAACCUUCAUUAGACAACUAGUCAAACUUUAAAAAGUUGUUAAUCCAAAUUUGGUUUGAAAACCCCAGAACCAGGACAGUUUGAUAUUUUUUACAGUUAUGCAUAUAGAUUAUAUGGUUAAUAUUGCUUCAAAAGGAGUGGAAUAAUAUAGUUGAAAUGUCGCCUUUUUUAAAAUCCUUUAUAUUAACUUCGCUUUUGUUCAUGUGUUUCUGGUAGGGUGGCAAAAUCUUCGGACAGUUAAUUGACCCACUUCCCAUCAACCUAUCAAGCUCAAAAUUGGCACACAGACUGGUUGUUGAUAAUAAUAAUAAUAAAGUUCACUUAAAAAACACGCUUCAUCCCCAAAGGCUCGAAGCGCGGUACAAAGUCAACAAAAAACAAAUCUAUAAUUUACCACAUUUAAAACAAACGCAACACUACAAAAACUAAUUACAAGCAUACAAUGUCAAAGUCUUUCAAACCAUUUCAACCUUGAGCAACACAGCUAAUAUGCAUUAAAUGGAAAAUAUGGUAGACAAUCAUCCCAGAAGGUGUUUGCGAAAUAAAUGAUGACAACACAUUCUUCCAAAUUUUCAGCCCCAACCCCAAAAAUAAGGUUUUCCUGUUUUUCAAAGGGAAGAUGAAGGAAAUAUGAUGCCGCUGAUUUCAUGAAAUAAAAUUCCAGAUAACUGCGCUAAAUGAGAUUCUUUUUUUUGUGUAAUUUAUAGACUGUGCAUAUAAUGCAUAAUAUUUCCUUUUGUUUUUCUGAAAUAGUUGGUGAAAUAAAUCUGCGCUGUAAAAGCGGAUGGGGCAUAUUAAUGAAUUAAAAAUGCAUAUAUUAAGGGUUUAUACAAAAAAUCUUUGCUUUUAGGGGUUUUUUAAUUUAAUAAUGAGGGGGAUUUAUGUCAAGUUUUUCUAGAUGCAUCAAGUCAUUUAUGAGCCUAUGAAGAACAAAUAAACCUACAGACACAUUUAUAUAUAUAAUUUAUUCAAUAAUUUUUUUUUAAGUAUUAUUUUCUACAUAAUUGUGGAAUGGGUUUAGGGAAAAGGGGAAUUAACUUCUUUGUGGUAUUGAAAUUUAAUUUACAGAAGGUCUAGUCUUUUGUGUUUAUGUUAAUGUUUUAUUUUCAUUUCUCCUAAUUUUUUAAAAUUUAAGAUUGCUGCAAAGAAUGGAACUGGUUACCUAGUAGGCAACAGUUUAACCCUCGCUGACCUUAGUCUGCUUGAGCCCUUGUUGGUUUAUGUCGAGUAUCUUGGUAAAGGAAUUUUCCAGGACUUCCCAGCUUUACAGGUACUUGAUUUUUUUUAAAGGCUGGACAUAUCAUAAAUCUACAAUUCUUCUCCUCUCCUCUUAAAGGCCCAACUCACACAUUUGUAGUUAAACAAACACAUUAAAUCUUUUAAACAAAUUAUCAACCAUUAUGUUAACAAAUGUCAGGAUCUAGAUAUCCAACCCGAGACAAGUCAGCUACAGACAUUAAAACUAUCCAUGAUUUUGAAACAAAUCUGAGGACUAUGUUCGAAUAAAAAGCCAAGACUCUGUUCAAAAGGCCAAAAUACACUUAAAAGCCACACAUCUCAAAGUUAACUCACGCAAUCAAUGAAUGUCUUGCUACAUACCAGUUUUAGGGAACAACAAAACUCAAAGACUUUCAACACUAAAAAUGUGCAAAAAGUAAUUAAAACAAAUUUCCAUUUAUUUGUAUCAAUAAAUGCAUAUUAUUUUAUUUUUAAAAUGGAGAAACUGGAUGUUUCAUGACUUUUACGGCAAUUUAAAUUUUAAAGUGAGGGGUUUAAACUUUAUCAUUUUUUUUUUUUUUUUUUUUUUUUUUAUUUUUAUUUAAUGUUUUUUUUUUUUUUUUUAUUUUUUUUUUUUGAAUUGACAUAAAUGUUUUCUUUUUUUUCCAGAAAUUUUUUGACACUACUACAGGUCUGCCCCGAAUUUCAGAAUAUUUGAAUGGACCUAUCCGAAAGCCUAAAAAUAGUCCAGAAAUUGUUGAUGUAGUUAAAAAAGUUCUUGCAUGGAGCUAAUGUUUUCAAAGCAUUAAAUACUUUGAGAAACAAUAUAUUUCUUUCAAUUAAAAAAUUCAAUGGUUUUAUUUAUAGUCUCUGCAUAUACACCAUUAUCACCACACUGAGUGGGAAUAUUAACAUUCAUCAACCUUAAAGUUAAAAGCUACUGUUUUAACAACUGGCUUCCACAAAAAUCUGCCAAGUUUCAACUCUUAAAAAAAAAAAAAGAUUUUAUGACUUUAAAUUUCAACCAAAGUGUCAGGAAAGUUUAUCAGUAGGAGAGUUAGAAUAAAAGGGUGAGUUUUAUACUUAAACUUUUGAGCUUUAAAUCUGUUGAAGAAAUGACAGUGUAACAUUUUAGCUCUAAACUGCUGUAAAAGUUUAAAGUUAGUACAUAAAUGUUAAUUGAUGUUUUUUAUUAGAAAGUCGUGGACAUUUAUUUUUGUCUCAAUGAACAAGUUUUCAAAAUCUUUUCAAUAAUUUUUAUGAAGAUCUUCAUUAAAGGUUUUAAAUUCUUGAUGUUUUUGUUAUGGAAUUGUUGGCACAAAAAGAUAUUUUGCAAAGUCAUUUUUUAAAAUGUGUAUUCAAGUUUUCAAGCGUUUGGUCUUUAAAAUUGAAAAAAAAAAAUUAAAUAUAUAAUAGGGGAAAAGAUUAGUCUCUUAAGUGUAUGAAAUGUUACCCUUAAUAACAUUUUUUAUUUUUUGUUCAGUCAUGUCCAAUAUUUUUCCAUGCAAUGCAAAAAUAUUGUUUUUUUUCAUCACUUUAUAACCUGCCAUUAUCCUUCUUAUAUGUGUCAAUUAAUGAAAUGAUCACUUCAAAUAAAAGUUAUUAAAAUAUUAUUAACUGUAAACAUUUUAAGAUAAAAACAUUGUUGUUUUUUUUUUUUUCAUUUUCCAUGGUGAUUUUUUAUUGUGCAAGGUGUCCUUAAAGUCUAGAUACCUAUAUUCAACAAAAAAUUUCUUCUUUAUUGAGUCAUGAUAUGAUUUUCACUAGUUGUGUUGUAAAGUUCCAUCUGCUUUGCAAGUUGCAUAUAAAUGAUCAGGAUGCAGUAACUCAACAACUCAUUCUACUUGAGCACAUUGUUUCAUGAUGCGAUACUUUUAGUUGUUUAUCUUUGCAUUGAAAUAGCAUCUAGCAAUCUCAUAAUUAAUACAAAUAAAAUGUGUGCAAUACUUGUUUAGAAAGGGGAUAUAGAAGUCCUUAAAUUAUAGAGCAAGGAUCCUCAAACUUUUUCAUCAGUGGGCCGAUUUGCUGUAAACUCAGACACUGUUGGGGCCAGACAAUAGUUUUUUUUAAAAUAUGAACGAAUCUGUAGUGCAAAAACAGAAGAAAAAUACAAUGUAAUUUAAUAUUUAAGACAAAGAACAAUUUUAAUCAACAUAAACUUAUCAGUAUUUCAAUGUGAAGAAUGCGACUGCUUUUGGCUGAAAUAGAUUAUUAAUGUCUGGUUCCAUAUUUUGGCACAUCCAUCCGGUUUCCCAUACAGCAGCCAGGCGGGCCUGGUUAUGGAACCCUGGCGGCCAAACUGGCCAUGAGCCAUGGCUUGAGGACUCUUGUUAUCGAGUUUUAAGAGCAGUUCGAAGUGAUUGUUCACUGAAGAUAUGCCACAUCUUGAUCUUGUAAUUACUUUUAUUUCAAAUUAUGCAGCUUUUUAAAUAUGCUUCUCUGAAGAUGAGAAAAAAACAAAAAAGGUUUCUAAGCUAUGUGUGUCAGCAUGCUAUACAAGAUCUUACAAUGGUUUUAUCUGAUGCAUUUCAUAAAUGGCCAUAAUACUAAUUUCUAUAGACAUUUUAAAAUUAGAGGUUAGCUUUUUAACAAAAUUUUACAACUUAAAAUUAGGAAGAGGUUUUCCAGUAACUGAGACCACGAGAAAACAUAGUGUGUUGAUGUCAAAAGUAAAUAUGUUAAAGCAAGAUUAGGGAACAUGUUAAGGAAAAGCGGUCCUUGAUCUGUCAAUUUCAGACCUGUUUACCCUUAAACUCUUAAAAUCGUACAAUAUCUUCACAAAAUCAUUCAAUACAUUGUCUUAAUAGUGAAAAAUAAACAUACAGUAUAUAUAAUGCAUACACCUGAAAAUCGUACAUUGUACGCAAAAAUCGUAAGAGUAAACAGGUCUGCAAUUUUACCUUUUAUUGGCCAUCCAGAAGUACAUCACACUAGAUUUAGAUAUUUUUACCCACCCCCUUACCCUUCAUUGUCUACAUUUUGUGCCCCCCUCCCCUUAUACAUGUGACAUCAUUUAUGAAAUGCCCUGACUAUUGCAUCUUUGCCAAAUGUAAGAUACUAAUUUUACCCACAUGUUAACAAUAAUUUACAUGAUUUUAGAGAUAUUUUUACAACUUGAUUCUAGAUAUAAAAAAGUUUGUAGAUUCCAUAAUAGAAAAGGAAAUAUAAUUAUGUAUCUAUGAAAUAAUUUUUAUUUGUGACAAUUGACAAAAGAAUAAAGCUCAUUCUUUAAACUAUUUAUGAAAUAUAAAAUAAUGGGUGACAAUCGUUGAUUAAAUACAACACCUUACGACUAACAGCCUAAAAAUUGAGAUAUGAAAUUUACUGCUUUUUUAAAAAAUGUAAUUUAUUGACGACACAUAUAAAUGAUGGGUUAAC